Molecule: messenger RNA, 1324 nt
Organism: Gigantopelta aegis
Lineage: Eukaryota; Metazoa; Mollusca; Gastropoda; Neomphalida; Peltospiridae
Product: centromere protein H-like
Exons: 9
Coding region: 121-891 (256 amino acids)
Biological process (GO): kinetochore assembly; chromosome segregation; mitotic spindle organization
Cellular component (GO): kinetochore; nucleus
Molecular function (GO): kinetochore binding
Source: RefSeq, a predicted model, not a curated record
UUUGUAAAGCGGGAACAACUAAUGCUGAACUGUUGGAUGACUGAAGAUUAAACAGAUUCUAUGAUCAUUUUCAUACCCACAAAUAUACAUAUACAUAUGUAUUUAGCUGGUUGAGUCAGCAUGUCAACGAUCCAGCCAUCUGAAUCCAACAAUCUAAACUCUCACCUCUCUGAACAUGCUGAGGUAGAUGAGAACAUUUCAGAUGCCUCUUCUGAUGUGCCUUCAGUUGUCACGGUGACCGAUCUUCUCAAAGUCCAUUCGUGGUUGGACAGACAGCUCUACGACUACAACAGUCAGAUAGUGGCAGCGGAAAUAGAUUCUGAAGAGACUGAUGACUUGGAGAAACUCCAAGAAAACCUGUCAGUACUACAGAAUGAUUUGGUGACAGAAGCUUCCAGAGCAUCAUUAAGAGAUCUGACGAUAAAAAGAUUACAGCUUGGCCAGACUUUAAACCAGAUUUUAACAAGUUCCCCUGAUAGUGGUGAAGAACCGGUCUAUCAGACAGACCCAGUGAAGAAAGAAGUUUUGGAGGAACUUCUGAUCAAACAACGAGAUCUUGUGUCUCAAACCGUUAAGAAAAGCGAGGUUGUGCAGGAGUUGAAAGACUCGUUAGCUAAUAUUAAAAAAGCUAAUUUUGAACUGAAAGUUAACAAUCGGAAGCUGAUGGCCAUAAUCAAAGAGAGGCAUUCAUCACUGCAGGAGCAAGCCAAGUCAUUCAGUAAGAAUGAGAAGGGACAAAACAUGAAGACUCAUCUGCAGAAGCUCGUGGACAAGAUAGUCAUUCAGCGACAGGUUCUGAAGGGUGUCAUUCUCGGGAGUGGGGUCAACUGGCAGCAGGAUCCCACGAUGAGAGAGCGAGUCAUCAGACUUGGCGAGCCCUUAGACAUCUAGGACAAGAACGGUGGUCGUUGGACUUGGCAAGCCUUUAUACAUAGGACAAGAAAUACAGUUAUCGGACUUAGCGAGCCCUUAGACAUACAUGACAUACUUGCCAAGCUUGUAGACAUAUAGGACCAGACCAGACUGUCAUCUGAUUUGGCAAGCCCUUAGAUAUAUAGGACAAGAAAGACUCAUCAGACUCAGUGGGCCAUUACAGAUAUAAGACAAGAAAGACUGUCAUCAGCCUUGGCGAGCCCUUAGACAUAGGACAAGAAAGACUCAUUGGACUUGGCAAACCCUUAGACAUGUGGGACAAGAAAGACUGUCAUCGGGUUUGGCGAGACCUCAGACAUAUGGGACAAGAAAGUCAGUUAUUUUUAUAACUUGGUUUGUGAGAGUUGUUGAACAUAUAGGACAAGACCAAGAAUAAAUACAGCUUAUUUAA